Molecule: messenger RNA, 1152 nt
Organism: Brugia malayi
Lineage: Eukaryota; Metazoa; Nematoda; Chromadorea; Rhabditida; Onchocercidae
Exons: 7
Coding region: 1-1152 (383 amino acids)
Molecular function (GO): protein binding
Source: RefSeq, a predicted model, not a curated record
AUGGAGUGUUUUUCAAAAAGCGAUGAGGGCAAACUUGAUGAACUUAUUUUCAUUCAUCGCUCUGCAUUUACUAUUGCUUACAUGGACAAUCGUAUCCAUUCGGCUACAUUUUCCUCCACGUAUGGCAGUCGUUCCAUUGAUUGGUUUUUUGAUAUAUCAUGUGAUCGCCGAUCACCACAGAUUCGACUUGCACAGCGACGUAUGAGAAUCGACGAAACUUACCCGUCGGGCUUUAUACUUCUUAAAUACUAUGCAGUUUCCAGGAAAUAUGAUCAAAUAAGUGAAUUGGAAAUGGAAGAAAGACCGUUCAGUGGUUUAUUUGUUGUUCCAGAAAGUAGUGAAUUUUUUCGGACGAUUUUUAAUACUCUUCAUUCGCAGACAUUUGAUGGUGGUGAGAUAGUUCUUACCGUGAGAAUUACUUUCAAAGUUAAAAAUUUUUUCGGAAUGCUACGACGUCGCGAAAGAGAUCCACUGACCCAUAUCUCCGAGAAGGAUCCUCGAUCAGUUGCAUUGAAACAAAUUCUAGAUACUCAAAGAGAUUUCAAAAUUAUGGCAAAUGAUGGCGAGAUCAAGACAUCAAAAUAUCUACUUUACUUAUCAACAAAUUAUUUUCAUGAGUUGAUCACAGCAAACCCAUUUGCGUUCUCUGUUGUUCUUGAUUUCAAUCGAGAUAUUAUUGAAAAGGUCCUCGAUUUUGCAUUUAAAGGCACCUAUAACAUGGAAGUACAGCUAAUUGACAAAGUUAGGAAGUUUCUGCAAUGUGUCCGCAGAAUAAAGCCUCUAAAACAGACUGAAAUUAUCAACCACAUAUCCGUUAAACUCAAUGAAACUCUUCAACAAAAUUGGAAAAGUGUCAAUUUGGAUGAUGCCGUCAAAAUAUUAGAUAUCGCUUACGAGCAACAAUUUGCCAAUCUUCUUGAUUCAACAAUGAACCUUAUAGUCGAUCAGUACUUCAUUGAUUUCCGACUUAUGUAUAACGAACAUUCGGAAGGUGAGAAUGGAGAGCUAUUUCGACGUUUGAGCCACUCGGAGAUUGCCGAUUUCUUGGCUCCGACAAAUGUAAUGCUAACAAGUUAUCGAAAACGCGGUUCUGUGACGCGAAUUUUGAAAUAUAAAACUAGCGCACCUCCCAAAAGACAGUUUAUUGAAUAA